AUGAACUGCCCCUCAAAAGGCCAAGACACCUUUCCGAACGAGAUCUGGGAACCCAUCCUCCAUCACUUAAACCACAUGGAUCAACCGAGUCUCCUAAAUUGUAUGCGCACCUGCUCUAAGCUCGCAACGAUUGGAAAAGUGAUUUUACCGCGGAACCUAGUCCUCAGACCAGAUCUAAGACUGGAUCUUAGACCUAAGAAGUCAAUCAGGCAUAGACGGAGUAAGAAGGUGAUUCAGGAAGAAGAGCAAGAUGAGCUAGAUUCGGAUCCUGAGGAAGACAUCAAGAUCGAGUUGAUGGAACAAACCACUUUCUUGACUGUACAUUCACAUAAGGAAAGUCUCUGCAGACUUAACUAUAAGGUAUAUCCGAAUGUCAAAACACUCAAAUUGAUCUUCAAGCCGCGCUCUACACCGUACCAUCAAUCCCCGCUCUACUCGCCCUGCGCAGGACAACCCAAAGAAUGUUAUCUACUCAAAAACUUACGCCCUACUCGAGUCAUCUUGGACGAUUUUACCAUUGGUCUUACUGCCUUCGACUGUGAAGGUAUACCAAGAGGCCUAUACAGAGAUGUAGAAGAGUUGAUCUUGAGGUGCGGUCCUAUCCCGGUAAACGAUCUGAGGAUGCACAAGAUGGAGCGUUUUCCAGUGGGUUUGACAUCAGGGAGAUUGAAAAAGCUUGUAGUCAUCUUACCGCCUCGAGAUGGUCGCCUGGAGAAUACAAAAUAUCAUCAAACCAAUCAAAAUAUGUACAACCUUGCGAAGUUCCUCCUAUCCGUUCGGCCUGGUAUAGCAUCCAUCGUCAUUGUCAACCUAGGUGGAUAUCUACCUGGGACGGCAGAUACAAACGGACCAUGGAAUCAUCCUUACGACUUGGAUCUAGCGAUGUGUCAAUACCUAUGGGAGAAAAGACCUGAUAUACACUCUAGAAUGAUCUGUAGGCUGGUAUGGGCUUUUCUGAAUAAGACCGUCAGGUUUAUCAGUAUGGAAGAGUAUCUAUGGAAGGAGAACUGGUACGGCGUUUUCAGAUUGGGUGAAGUUCAGAAAUGGAUUCCGUAUCUUGUUUAA
This is a messenger RNA of Kwoniella botswanensis, 1065 nucleotides long. RefSeq lists its product as uncharacterized. The transcript has a single exon. The coding region runs from base 1 to 1065 and encodes 354 amino acids. The record is from RefSeq and is a predicted model, not a curated record. NCBI's taxonomy places the organism in Eukaryota, Fungi, Basidiomycota, Tremellomycetes, Tremellales, Cryptococcaceae.